Messenger RNA from Acytostelium subglobosum LB1, 501 nucleotides. RefSeq lists its product as hypothetical. The transcript has a single exon. Bases 1 to 501 code for a protein of 166 amino acids. Gene Ontology annotation, biological process: regulation of DNA-templated transcription. Gene Ontology annotation, molecular function: DNA-binding transcription factor activity. NCBI's taxonomy places the organism in Eukaryota, Evosea, Eumycetozoa, Acytosteliales, Acytosteliaceae. The record is from RefSeq and is a predicted model, not a curated record.
AUGACCGAUGAUGACUCGGAGACCUACUUCUCCUCACACGGGUCUUCUUCGCCUCACACUUCAUCAUCAUCUCCACACAUUGACCAUGACCAUGACCACGACGAUGACCUUGACGAUGACCAUGAUCAAGACCAACAUGUCCAAUCAAUGCCCAAUGUUAAACAAAAGAGAUUGAUCAAGAAUAGGGAGGCGGCCCAAUUGUUCCGUCAACGCCAGAAGGAGUACAUUGGCACGCUAGAGUUGAAGGCUAGCACGUUGCAGACAUCAAACGAUUCGGCGGAAUCAAGGAUUGAGCUGCUGACCAGGGAGAAUGGAUUGAUGCGCCAACAAGUGGAUUAUCUGCGGACGUUCGUCAAGCAGGCUGUAUCCUCCUCCCGGAUGCCUCUCGCAUCCAUCUACAAUAGUAACGGCAACAUUGUUGUUCCUCUGGUCAUGAACCGAUCAUCCUCCAGUGUUCGAUCCUUGAUAGCCCAAGUUGUGCCUCAUGUCGAGCCAGACUAA